Molecule: messenger RNA, 3651 nt
Organism: Manihot esculenta (cassava)
Lineage: Eukaryota; Viridiplantae; Streptophyta; Magnoliopsida; Malpighiales; Euphorbiaceae
Product: phosphatidylinositol 4-phosphate 5-kinase 1
Exons: 8
Coding region: 281-2632 (783 amino acids)
Biological process (GO): phosphatidylinositol metabolic process
Molecular function (GO): 1-phosphatidylinositol-4-phosphate 5-kinase activity; ATP binding
Source: RefSeq, a predicted model, not a curated record
UCUACAGUGUCCUGUUUGUUUUGUUGGGGUUCGAAGGAUUCCCACCUAUUUCCCCAAACGCAAAGCACUAAAGAGAGAAAGUGAAGUUUAGAGAGAAAAAAGAAGGAAACCUACAGAGGAAAUUUCUAGAGAGAGAAACACCCAAAACCCGCCGGAAAAUGCCCUUUCCUUUCUCUCCGGCUUUUCCAUUUCUACCGCCCAAAACUUAGGAGCUCAGUAAAUGCAGCAAUGAAGAUAUAGAAACAGCAGCCACACAGAGAGAGUAUUUUAUGUGCCAAAAAUGCGUGAGGGACGUCUUGUUGAUGAGCAGAGUGACGUCGUUUCCAGUGCUAAGAAGAAGAAAUCAGGAGAAGGGGACAGGGUAGAUAAGGUUCUAGUUCUAGUGGCGGACAAGGAUAGCUCAAAAUCGCAUCCACUGGUUGUAUCUCGUCCGCCGCAACCUAUAGUCGUUAACCGUGCUCGAUCCCAGUCCGCCAACCGCAGAGUCACGCCCACCAACACUAUUGCCACCGCACAAGUCGAUAACGGCUUCUCCACUGCUGUGGAGAAGCUUCUCCCCAACGGUGAUCUCUACAUCGGGUCAUUCUCGGGAAACGCGCCGCACGGAUCGGGGAAGUACCUCUGGACUGACGGGUGCAUGUACGAAGGAGAGUGGCGCCGGGGAAAAGCAUCGGGUAAGGGGAAGUUCUCUUGGCCGUCAGGUGCUACAUUUGAAGGAGAAUUCAAGUCGGGUCGGAUGGAAGGGUUCGGUACAUUUAUCGGAUCCGACGGAGACACCUACCGUGGAUCCUGGAGCUCCGAUCGUAAACAUGGGUACGGCCAGAAACGGUACGCCAAUGGGGAUUUCUACGAGGGAACGUGGAAGAAGAAUCUCCAGGACGGGAAGGGAAGAUACGUGUGGAAAAAUGGGAAUGUGUACGACGGUGAAUGGAAAAAUGGUGUCAUUUCAGGGAGAGGGGUUUUGAUGUGGGCGAAUGGAAAUCGCUACGAUGGGCAAUGGGAAAAUGGAGUACCAAAGGGAAAUGGUAUUUUUACAUGGCCAGAUAGGAGUUGUUAUAUCGGUACCUGGAACAGCAAUAAAGAUACUCAGGAAUUGAAUGGGACUUUCUAUCCUGGGAAUGGCAAGGAACAUGGCUUGAAAGGGAGCGAGAGCGAUUUAGUCUUGCCGGCCACGGUGACGAGGAAGAGAUCGUCGGUGGAUGGGGCCAGAGGUAGUAACAUGAAUUUUCCGAGGAUAUGCAUAUGGGAGAGUGACGGUGAGGCUGGGGAUAUUACUUGUGAUAUUAUUGAUACUGUCGAGGCUUCUAUGAUUUAUAGGGAUGGGUUGGAUCGGGAUGGGAUUCGGCAAUUUCGAAGAGGGUCGUGUUGUUUUAAUGGUGCAGAGGUGAAGAAGCCUGGAGAGACGAUUUCUAAAGGGCAUAAAAACUACGAUUUGAUGCUUAAUCUGCAAUUGGGUAUCCGGUAUUCUGUUGGGAAGCAUGCCCAGAUACGUAGGGACCUGAAGCCCAGCGAUUUUGAUCCGAAGGAAAAGUUCUGGACGAGGUUUCCGCCGGAAGGAUCAAAGACUACACCUCCGCAUCAGUCCGUGGAGUUUCGGUGGAAGGAUUACUGUCCCGUGGUCUUUAGGCAUUUGAGGGAGCAUUUCCAAAUUGAUACUGCUGAUUACAUGCUAGCCAUCUGUGGAAAUGAUGCCCUCAGAGAACUGUCUUCUCCAGGAAAGAGUGGAAGCUUCUUUUACCUUACUCAGGAUGACAGAUUUAUGAUCAAAACAGUAAAGAAAUCAGAAGUCAAGGUGCUAAUAAGGAUGCUUCCCAGUUAUUACCAGCAUGUUUGUCGGUAUGAGAAGUCACUGGUGACCAAGUUCUUCGGUGUGCAUUGUGUUAAACCAAUUGGGGGACAGAAGACCCGUUUCAUUGUGAUGGGCAAUUUGUUCUGCUCUGAGUAUAGAAUACAUAGGAGAUUUGACCUAAAAGGAUCCUCCCAUGGCCGCACAACAGAUAAGCCUGAGGGUGAGAUUGAUGAAACCACAACUCUGAAGGACCUGGAUCUCAAUUUUAUGUUUCGUCUUCAACGAAAUUGGUACCAGGAGCUUAUUAAGCAAAUUAAUAGAGAUUGUGAAUUUUUGGAAGCUGAGAGAAUUAUGGAUUAUAGUCUAUUGGUUGGCCUUCACUUCCGUGAUGAUAGUACUUGUGACAAAAUGGGGUUGUCACCAUUUAUUUUGCGCUCUGGGAAUAAGGAUUCUUAUCAAAAUGAAAAGUUCAUGCGUGGCUGCCGCUUCCUUGAGGCAGAGCUACAGGACAGAGAUAGGAUUUUAUCUGGCCGGAAAUCUCUGAUAAGGUUAGGAGCAAACAUGCCGGCAAGAGCAGAAAGGAUGGCUCGGAGGAGUGAUUUUGAUCAGUACACCCCUGGUGGGAUUAGCCAUUUGACCCCUUCUAGAAGCGGUGAGAUAUAUGAAGUAGUCCUUUAUUUUGGGAUCAUUGAUAUCUUACAAGACUAUGAUAUUAGCAAGAAGUUGGAGCAUGCCUACAAAUCCUUACAAGCUGAUCCUACCUCAAUUUCGGCUGUGGAUCCAAAACACUAUUCAAAGAGAUUCAGGGAUUUCCUUGGGAGAAUAUUUGUAGAAGAAAGGUAGCAACAGGAAUGAAGUUGCAAUUAGAAACUUGUCCGUUACAAAAAAGAAAGUGAUUUUGCUUGAAUCUGAGUGCUCCCUUUCAAGGACUACACUGUAAAUGGCAAUAGAUUGAGCAAUUAAUUUAUCGGGCUGAUAUCAAGCCACUGCAGAUGUGGUAGGAAGAGCUCUCAGUAGGUUUCUGAGGGUGUACUGGCUGAAUUUUGAAGAUCAGCUGCAGCUGGGAAUAUAUUUUUGUAAUACCAAGGGAUGUGAAUUAUGAAGAUUCAAAAGUUAGCUAGCUACAGGGAACAGGGAAAAUAUUUCUCUGAUAGAAAGAAGAUUCAGGAGGAGACUUGGAAUAAGAAAGUGUACAGCUUAAUAGAAGAGAUAGGCAGCUGAUGGAAUUUCGUGAAUUUUUUUUUCGUUUGGCGAGACUUUCGAAAAGAGAGAUGUUUGAAUCACCUUACAGGAGAGGAGAGCCAUGGGAUUUCUCUCUCUUUCUGUCCUUUUCCAACAGUUGUAUAUAAAUGGGGGACUCUGUUGUAUAGAAAUGGGGUCAUUGCUUUGCUUUUUACAGCGAAAGGGGAGGCGUUGGGCAGGAAGAGUUGAAACAUGAAAAGCAGAGAAAGCAAGAGAAAGAGGCGCUGAUAUUUCUUCUUCUUUCUUUACUUUGUUUACCAUCUCUCUAUUUCUUUAUUCUUAUUGUUUUUUUUUUUUUUACUUGUUUCUUGGAAUAGAAUAUUUAAACGAGAAAUUGACUAGUAACGCAUUUCUACUGUUAUCUUUGCCUUUGGAAAACUGAGGGUAAUUUGGUAAACCCAUAAAUGGGGUUUUAACUGAAGAGGUCCAAAUGAUGAAGAUUAUAUUGCUUGCUUUUGGGACCUUCCAUCAUCUGGUUGCUCAAUCAGUGGCGCUGGUAUUUGGGGCAAUUUCUCAUUCGCCUUGGAUCUACCUUUGAUAGUGACUUUCUUCUAGUUUUCUAAGAAAUACUGCGUGUAGAUCUGAUCUUCUAUUCUAUUGAAAUUGUUGUUUAUAUUUUA